Messenger RNA from Phytophthora nicotianae INRA-310, 671 nucleotides. RefSeq lists its product as hypothetical. The record is from RefSeq and is a predicted model, not a curated record. Lineage: Eukaryota; Oomycota; Peronosporomycetes; Peronosporales; Peronosporaceae. The transcript is spliced from 2 exons. Bases 1 to 636 code for a protein of 211 amino acids.
AUGCAGUUCGUGGUUGCCACGAACGUGUUCGUCCUCGUGGCGAUAGCCCAUGCCACCACACUGAAUAUCUACAAUCAAUGCGAUGAGUGCAUCCAGUUCUACGAUAACUCGGCAAUAGAGACCAUUACAAUAGGCGGUAGUACAACACGCACGCUCGUCUCGGGUUUCAACGGCAUGUUUCGCAACGGCGUCGGGCCGCAAGCUACACUGGCCGAGUUCUCCAUCACGGGUGGUUACAUCUGGUACGACAUCAGUAUCAUCCCGACAGGAUCAAUUGGGCCUGGCCACUGCGAGUCAUUGGAGGCUUGCAAGGCCGUCACAGGAGGCACCGGUUUCAACACCGCUAUGCAGAUCUCACCUUCGGGGUGCACCACCGUCACCUGCAUGGCCGAUGGUUGUGCCGAUGCGUACCAGUAUCCGAGUGACGGUACCAAGACGCAUGCGUGCCCUGACACAGCUAAUAUCAACCUGAUCUUCUGCCCCGGAGGACCUACUUCUGCUACCACGCCUUCAGCUCCAAUAAUUCAUCCUCUGACUACCGCAACUAGUACGACACCGUCGGCUCCGAUGACGGCGGCUCUGACCACGACAGCGCAGCCCCACCUUCGGUCCCCAUUAGGUCAACACCAUAGCUAACGACUGCUGCCACAGCGAAUGAACUAAAGUCAAAC